AUGUCGACAAGUCUAGUGUGGCUGCUCCUGCUGCUGCUGUGCCAUGGCAUUGCAGGCCAGCAACUGAUGUACGCGCGUGACCAGCGCUCGCUUUACGAGCUGCCCUCGUUGGACUGGAACAGCAUUGGCAGCUUCAAUCCCAUUGGUCUGGGCCAUAUGACAAAGGAUGAGUUGCUGACGUUGCUGGAGGCCUGGCAGGAUGUUGAGGCGGGCACAGCGACGCCUGCCCCUGAGCCAGCCGAGACGGUGGCACCGCCAACAAAGAGGCCGCCGAAACCACCAGCACCAGCCCCACCACCACCACCACCACCCCCACCACCAGCGCCACCUGCUCCGCCAGCACCGCCAGCACCUGAACCUGCACCGGCACCAGCACCUGUGCCCGGGACACCUGUAACUGUGCGCCUGCCCGCCUUCGUGCCCAUCCAGCUCUCUGCCAUGUUCACGCAGCCGGUGGCAGCGGGUGCUACAGGUGCAGAAGGGGCAGCGGGCGCAGCUGAGCCAGCUGACAUGGGUGCCACAGAGGUUGAUAUGAUUGCUCAGUCCAAUGAAGAUGCAACUCCGCGUCUAUUCCGUUUCACGCAACUGCCAAUGAUGGCGGCUCAGCAGCGAACUCGUUCCCCUCAGCCGCCGUCAGUGGUGCGCAAUACAUUGGAGAGCGUCGACGCUGGCAUUGCGCCUUUGGCCAAUCUCGUUAAGGCCAAGUCGCUGAACGCUAGACCGAAACCCUAUCCCACAGUCAAAGAUAUGCCCAUGCGUCAAGGGCCGCCGCUUAGGCCAAGGUUCCCACUGCCGCCAUUGCCCUAUAUGGCCAAUGCGCCCGGCCGCCUACAGUUGGUGCCCUCAUCGCAGAUCAUUGGCGAUUGGCGCGAGUAA
Drosophila hydei is the source of this 876-nucleotide messenger RNA. RefSeq names its product vegetative cell wall protein gp1. The record is from RefSeq and is a predicted model, not a curated record. The transcript has 2 exons. Bases 1 to 876 code for a protein of 291 amino acids. Lineage: Eukaryota; Metazoa; Arthropoda; Insecta; Diptera; Drosophilidae.